GGGAUUCAGAGAAGUGAAAGCUGCAAACUUAUUCGCCGCUUAAAAUCUGUGGUACCGUUAUUUUCCUAAUUCCCAAACCUAAUUGCCGGCAAAGUGUUUCCUCUUCCGACGAGCGAACCUCACGCUAUUCCGACGAGCGAACCUCGCGCUAUUCCGACGGAUAUAUGGCACCGCCCCGAGAGCUUCAGGGCUUUUACUAUGAUCCUGAGAAGAACAGGUAUUUCCCCAUCAAAGGCCCCAUUCCGGGCUCUUCUUCUAAACCCAAGAACCCUACUCCCAAAGGUCCUCAAACCCCUUCCAAUCAGUUACAGAGUGGUAGGAGUUCUUGCAGGAAGCUCAGAAACAGAACCUUGCCGAAGCUGCUUCAGGCUAGAGAGUUGGAGGGUCGCCAUGUCAUUUAUCCUCAUUAUUGCAGAUGUAACUUUGCCGAUGAAUAUGAGAAAAUUCAAGCAUCUAAACCUGUGGUCUGGAGAUACCGGGGAACAGAUAAGAUGGGUGUUUGUGCUUUGAAACACUUGCGCGUUGAUGUGCAGACUUUGCAGGGGCAAAUUGAAACUGAUGUUUUAUUGACGGGCAGCAUAAAUGGCUCCUUGAGUUUUUCUGAAGUUGGAGGGGUUGGGCAAUAUUUUGAUGACGGGACAAAAUGGAUAGCAGAUUGUGUGAGGAAUUUUGUUAAAGGGAAAACAUUUGAGCGUGAUGAAGUGCGUAAGCCAGUUUUCAGACCUAAUCGAGCUGCAUUGCUUAUGCCCUCCAGAAUAUCUUGUAUAAGGUUGGGUCCAAAGUGCUCUCCUCAGGCAGAGAAUGAUGGUUCUGUUGCAGGACGUGUUUUAUUUACUACACUGGGAUCAGAAACGUCAGGUGGAUCCGUUUAUACUCUUGGUCUUGUUGAACCGUUAAAUCUUGGACCAGGUAUACUGAACACGUGGAGUGGACUUGAGGAAAUUGCUUCUUUCAGAUGUACCCUUUGGACAGCAGAAUAUGAUUAUAAUAGACACCGGGCUGUAAUUGGUACAAGUUUAGGAGGUGCUUCAGUGGAUCUGGAAACCAGGAUGGAAACAUGGUUUUUACGUUGCAAAAGUGAUGUUUUUGCACAACAAAUUAUUAAUUCUGGAAAUGUGAUUUUAUGUGGGCUUAGAAAUGGGGCCAUUGUCACUGCAGAUUUUCGUGAGAAAAGAGAAAGUCUUUCUGAUAGACUUAUUAGCCAUCGGAUACCAUAUAGUUCAAGCAUUGGAGGGUGUAAAAAGGAAUGGUUGAAGCUCAAAGGAGACAUAUUUCCUUCCCACACAAUUAGGAUGCCUUCAUCUAUAUCUUCUUUGGUGUCACUUCAGUUUGAUGAGCAGUACUUUCUAGCUAGCGCAAUGGAUGGAUCGAUUAGGCUAUAUGAUCAUCGUCUACUUCAGAGGGGUGCUGUUCAAAGUUAUGAAGGGCAUGUGAAUUCUCAUACUCGUAUACAACUUGGUGUCGACCCAACUGAGAGAUUUGUUACGUCAGGUGGAGAGGAUUGCAAACUACGGUUAUGGAGUCUCAAGUCUGGUGAAUUGAUUUUUGAGGAGAAGUUCUCUGAUUCAAUUAUCUCAACUAUGUGCUAUAAAACAUACAGUAGUUGUAAAGCAGAAGAGGGAAACCAAUACAAGCUUGACUCCUCUCAGGGUGCAUGGCUUGGAUCACAUGAAGGACUGUUUUAUAUGCGCUGGUGAUGAGUGUGAAUGGUUCUGCAUCUGCAGGUACAGAACCUCAAGCUGUUGCUGAGCUACCCUAUGCUCACGUGACCGAAAACACGUGAUAAAAAGGUUUUAGUCUAUGGAAAAUGGUAAAUAGGUUAUUUCCGAGAAGAUCUGAUAUAGGGUUUAGAAUUUAGAGUUUAAGAUGAUAACCGAUAACUCGUAGAUAUGUGCUUACAUGGAAAAAAUUCCUGUUAAAGGCUCUUUGGGAAUUAAAGCUGAUACUAGCAGGAGCAAUCACAUAGCAGAGAUGGCCAAUGCUUUGUAGAACACACUAGGAAAGAUAGGCCAAAAAGAAAAAGAAAAGCAUUGUGCUGCUAAUGGCUUUUUAGCACCAAAAGUUUCUAGUUGACGUUGUGCCUCUACUUUGAGAACCAUCAUAUGCAGGCCAGCCUUAGUAGAGUUAGUGGCCAACAUGGUUUUGUUAAUUAGUGGUUAAAAACUUUCAAUAUUUAUUUUGCUUUUAGAAAUUGAAAUCAAAUGGCUUCAAUAAAUUCUGCAAACUUUAUUGAAAUAAAAUGUAAUAACGAUGUUAUUUGUUUUUAA
Messenger RNA from Vigna angularis (adzuki bean), 2267 nucleotides. RefSeq lists its product as uncharacterized. The coding region runs from base 165 to 1697 and encodes 510 amino acids. Gene Ontology annotation, molecular function: protein binding. The transcript has 13 exons. The record is from RefSeq and is a predicted model, not a curated record. Lineage: Eukaryota; Viridiplantae; Streptophyta; Magnoliopsida; Fabales; Fabaceae.